Molecule: messenger RNA, 3005 nt
Organism: Panicum virgatum (switchgrass)
Lineage: Eukaryota; Viridiplantae; Streptophyta; Magnoliopsida; Poales; Poaceae
Exons: 2
Coding region: 2239-2985 (248 amino acids)
Source: RefSeq, a predicted model, not a curated record
UUGCCGCGUCCCCGAUGCCUUAUCUCCUCUAUCCUGUGCUCUCUCCCUCUUCUCCACAGCAGCCGCGAGGGGCAACCAGCACAAGGGGCGGGGCAGUAGCAGCGCAAGGGAUGCCUCCACGGCGACGAGCGGUGCGCGACUUCUGCGGCAGCACGCGGCGUCCGUCAAGGCGCGUGCUCCGCGGCAGCACGCGGCCUCCGGCGGGGCGCGGCGGGCGGCGGGCGGCGUCCUCCGCGGGGGCGCGCGGCCGGCGGGGAGCGGCCUCCGCGGCGACGCGCGUGCGGCAGGACUGCGGGACACCUCCAGCGCGUCCCCCUGGCGGCGGCGGUGGCGUGCGGCAGGACUAAUUCACAUUAGCAACUUGCAAUUCGCUUGCAGCCUUGCACAGAGACGCACGCAUAACGCUGCCAUGGCACCAGUGUUGGUGGAGGCGGCCAGCUACCUUGCUUCGGUGGCCUGCGCGUCCCAAUCGAGGAGCUCGAUGCGGUAGGCGGCUGGUGACGCGGCGAACAGCUCACCGUGCGAUGCGACCGGUAGGGUGGCGCGGCGGCUGCGGCUGUGGCCGGCGGGGUGAGGCUCAAGCACAGCGACCAGUAGGGCGGCGCGAGCGCGGCGACCGCGGUGGCGAGAUGCGCGCGCGACGGCAGGCCGGGCGUGGCUUCCUGCGGCCGGUGGGGCGAGGCGCGCCGGCUGCGGCCGGCGGAGCGGGUUGCGGGCGCGGCUGUCAGCCGGCUUCGGCCACCGGCGGCGUGCAGGGCGAGGCGUGGCGGCGGCGGCUGCUGCGGCUAGCGGGGCGAGGCUCCAGCGUGGCGACCGCAGCAGCUGGUGGAGCGCAAGAUUUUCUCUACCGGUAUUUUUAAAAUCUCGGUGAUCACGGUAAACUGGAAUAUAAGAUAUAUCGGAAAUUUAUCGGCGAUACAAAAAAAAUUUCGGACAAAAUUUACAAAAAAACAUUUUUUUUCAAAAAAUCAUGUACAUCAGUUCUAUAUCAUUUUAGAUAAAAAAAGCAAAUAUACACAUUCUAUAAACUAUCAAUUCAAUGAUAUUUGUAUGAAUAGUCCAAUCCUAAAUAUUAUAAAGUCAACCAUAGUGCCAAAUAUUAUAUAAUAUCAGUGCACAAUCUAAAAUACAACAAGCAGCACCAUAAAUGGCAUAAUCUGGUCAUAAAUUAGUCCAUAUCCCAUAGUACUUUCAUGCCAAAUCACUACAAUUUUAGCAAGUAAUACGUAAGAAUUCACACAUCAGAAAGCAUAGUCAGUCAAUUUUAGCAAGCAAUAUGUAAGAAUUCACUACAUAUUUCAGCUAGCAUAGUCGGUCAAUUUCAUGAUAUAAGGGGAAGAAAGGCAUCUAACCUCUUGACUAGUACAAGUUCCCAAUUUUUAGCGCGCGCAGUUUCAAAAUGCCGAAAAUUUUGAGCGGUACCAGCAAAAUACCAGGCCCCACCGGUAGACGGGAGAUUUCGGAAAUUUCGGAAUUUCUCGGCCGGUAGAGAAAACCCUGGUGGAGCGCUAUUUUUUUGUUAUUUAAUUCGAUUUCUAGGGGCAGUUGAUCUCCUCACCCGCCCCUACAAAUUCAUUUCUAGAGGCGGCUAGGGGCAUCACCCGCCCCUGAAAAUAGAUUUGUAGGGUCGGCUGAGGGGGUGGCCCGCCCUGGAAAUGGAUUUUUAGGGAUGGUUUCGUUGUCCGUCCCUGAAAAAGAGGUAUUUUUAGCAGCGAGAACUAGCAACGGAUUUUCUAUCCGCCCCUACAAAUGCUUUUCGUAGUAGUGCAUCUUCACAUGCACUAUGUCUAUAAAGAUCGGAACUUGAUCUGUGGGAACUUCUGCUACAAUUAUAGGGGAUUAGUUUAUAUGAAAGAUGAAAAAUUCAUCUUCACAAGGUAGGUCGGAAUGGGAUGAUAUCUUCAGAUGUUUUUGCUUGCAAACUCAAAUGAGUGACAAUCCUCAUACAUCUUUUUCUCUGAUUAUCUUACUCUUAUUGGUUAUAUUGGGCAAACUAUUGCCCCCAUGCAGUUUGACACUGUUUGUUUUCCAUUAAGUUGGUGUGCUGAGUGCAUGUUUAAUAUGCAAGCGUUCCUCUUCCAUUUAGUUCAAGGACGAAACUGAUUCCUCUGUCCCUGUUCUUUAAUAUCUCCUUUGAUGGUGAAAUUAAUUCUUUGUGAACUGCAUCCCUGAUGCUUACUCCGUGCAUUGUUUAUUUGCCACUCCGAACUAUGGCCCACAGUUUAUUUAUUCCAUAUCAUGAUCUUUGAUCCAGAGGCCGAAUCCUCCAGGAAACAAGAAGCAGCCAGAAUACUUUCAGAUUCAUUGUUUGGUGGGGAGAGACUUUUUUCAUCCCUAAGUGUGGGCAGCACCCCAAUGAAGAUGCUGAUAGAUGAUGAAGUCUCAGUAGAUGUCAGGCAUGCAUCACCCAGUACAUGCGGGAUCUGUUUACAGUUCAUGUCGCCUGGGAGUUAUUGUGACAAAUAUGGUUUCUCUGGAGAUGUUCCACAUAGGAUAAGCACUGAUCAGAUUCCAGAAUUCAAAGAUGUUUUCGAAGUUAUGGAGUCUGCAAGGAUGAAGACUCAGAGCCUAAGUUCUGGAUGCACGAACAUCUGUUCUGGGCCAGACAAGGUUAACAGUGCUGAGAUGAACUUCAUGAGGCAGAAAUUUAUGGAUGCAAAGCGUCUUUCAACUAAGGAAUCUUUUAAGAGAUCGAAAGAGUUUGAUGGUGCACUUGAGGCAUUGGUAUUGAAUAAAGAUCUUUUGUUGGAAUUUCUUAAAAAAUCCAACCAUAUUCCCACGAAAGAUUCUACUGAUAUCAGCCGUUCUCCAUUCUCUGCUGUAAACCGUAUUACCGUGUUGAAACUAUCCAGAAGAAAUAAGUUUGUUGAUGCAGAUAUUAUUUAUCCACCAGAAGAUACUAAAAUGUGUUGCCGUGCACCAGAAGGAGUGAAGCAUUUGUUGACAGCCAAAAUUGACACCAACCGGUCUGACCGAGCGGUCUGACCGGUCGAGGCACUGUGGCC